CUUCUCCUGACACGUGACCCAGACCCGGAACUCGGUGACGUCCCAGAACAACAAAGAUGGCCGGGAUAGGAAGCAGCAACUACUGGGAAGAUCUGCGAAAGCAGGCCAGACAGCUGGAGAAUGAACUUGACCUGAAGUUGGUCUCCUUCAGUAAACUGUGCACCAGCUACAGCAGCUCCAGGGAUGGACGCCGGGGAGACUCGUCAGACACCACCCCAUUGUUAAACAACUCUACCCAGGACAGGAUGUUUGACACCAUGUCAGUGGAGAUUGAACAGCUGCUGGCCAAACUGACGGCAGUGAAUGACAAGAUGGCGGAGUACACCAACGCACCGGGCACAGCUUCUCUCAAUGCUGCACUCAUGCACACGCUCCAGAGACACAGAGACAUCCUACAGGAUUACACACAUGAAUUCCACAAAACCAAAGGCAACUUUUUGGCCAUCCGGGAAAGGGAAGACCUGCUAGGAUCUGUAAGGAAAGACAUUGAGACAUACAAGAGUGGCUCCGGGGUCAACAAUAGAAGAACGGAGGUUUUCCUAAAGGAGCACGAGCACCUGAGGAAUUCUGACCGUCUGAUGGAUGACACAAUAAGUAUUGCCAUGGCGACCAAGGAGAACAUGACCUCCCAAAGGGGCAUACUGAAAUCCAUACAGAGCAGGGUCAACACGCUGGCCAACCGUUUCCCAACCAUCAACAAUCUCAUCCAGCGAAUCAACUUGCGGAAGAGACGGGACUCUCUCAUCCUCGGCACAGUGAUUGGCGUCUGCACCAUUCUCCUCCUGCUCUACGCUUUUCACUGAAAGCACCGGGCUGGUGAAAUCUUCACAGGAGCAGGAGUGAUCUGCUCUUUUAUAGCGUGGGAACCCCAGGAGACCAAGCUCAGUGAUUGGAGGACCCUGGAGGCUUCCUGAGCUGAAGGACAUUCAGUUGGUCCAGUUCUUGGAUGGAAACAAAAUUUCGGCCAACAUGAACUACUGAACUUGUAUUGAGCUGUGGGACACAUGGAGGGCUAGUGGUUGGUUGCUCUUCUGCCAACAAAUAAGACAAGAUUUUAAACAAUUAUAUUAAUAACUUGCUCGGAGAGAGACUGAAGGAAGUUUGAAGAGACUGUGAGAAUGUGUGAUGUAUACUUUUUUUCACAGGUGGAAGGAUUUUUAGUUGAAGGGUCCUUUUUUUAAUUGAUGGAGUAAGAUGGAUAGUUCAUUGUGGGCUGUAAAAUGUGAAUUAAUAAAUUAUUCAUAUCAGUAUGUGCAAACUAGUGUCUGACACUACUACAUACUGAACAUCUAAAGCAUUUUAUUUUUUAAAUUAUAUGAUUUGAGCUCUGUUGGAAAGUGUAUUGGGCCUUCUCAUUUCUGAGCAGUUUAAACCACCAGGAUGCCACAGCAAGGCUUAUAAAAAUGUAUAGUAUUUUUACUACAUUUCCAUAUCUCAAAAAAUUAUGUUAGUUUUUUUUUUAUGCAUUUGCAUUACAUUCCUCUUUUAAAGAGUUGACUGGAUGAGAGAGAGAGAGAGAGAGAGAAUCCUUAGCAAGAUUCAAACAUGGUUUCUGGUCAGCACCUUAACCUCCUCAGCCACCAAGAUAUCCUGCUCUCACUGGCUUUAUAUUUUGAGCUAAAUCAAUCAAUGUGAUAAAUCAUCGGAAAGUGAAUUGGCAACCAUUUUGAUAACUGAUCGAAAAGUAGUUAGUCCAAAUAGCUUCUCAUAUAACAAAAUGAGCUGCCUUCAAUAUUCAAAUCAAUAUUCAAUAUUUGGCAUUUCAGCUGCUUGUUAGACACAGUUUGGAUAUGUUACAAAUGGGCUCAACUGAUGAAUUAACAAAAAUAAUCAGCCAAAUGGAUUAUUUAGUGAUAAUUAAGUGCAGUCCUAUUACAGUCAUAUCUGCAUUUCCAAUAACUGAUUUACUCUCUAUUCUUUAAGUCAGAUAAGUGAAAUGCACAAAAUAAAGUCAGCUAUCAAAUGUGUGUUUGGCUCUCACAAGAACGACUAACUACCAGCACAUCUAUUAUCUAUUUUAAAUCAUAGGUUAAAGAAUGUCUGAAAGUAUACCGUAAAAGGCAGCUGCACUGCACACAGUUUCUUCUGAUUUGGUCACAUACAAGAGGCUUCAUCAGUUCUAAUGAUUGGCAGAUUGUUAUAUUAUUUGCUUAUUAUUAGCUUUUGCCUUUAAACCUAUGGCUGCUUCAACAAGGACUCAGCCUUGGUACAUGGGGCACCAGCUGUAAGGGAGCUACUCUACUGCGGCCCACCCUGACUGGCAGAUUGUCACAUAAUGACAGAGUUAUCAGGUUCAUGUGAAAUAAGCAUCUUGGAUAAAGUUGUGAAAUGUCUUCAACAGCAAACCAGCCUCCUCUGUUGCCUUCAGUGCACUACUUCUAAAUUUCUAUUGAAUGAUUCAAACCAUUUUGCACCUGUUGUUAGUAUAGUAUACCUGGCAGAGCCCAGCAUAACCCCCCUAUUUGAUUUAAAUCCACCUGGAAGUGACAUGUGCAUUUAAAGGUGGGAAGUGAAGCAUACAUCUGAGAUGGGAAUGCUUGCAGACUAGGUUUGACUUGUUUUAUUAAAGUCAAGUUGGCCGGGGGGGAAAAGGUGAAAGCAAGGCAGCUGUGUGAGAAACAUCAAUGUGUUUUUGUCUCACAGUUUCAGGCUGUUACUCGACUGGAAUCCAAAUAAAAUAGGCUCACUUCAAUGGGCUGAAGAGGA
Molecule: messenger RNA, 2706 nt
Organism: Morone saxatilis (striped sea-bass)
Lineage: Eukaryota; Metazoa; Chordata; Actinopteri; Moronidae
Gene: gosr1
Product: golgi SNAP receptor complex member 1
Exons: 9
Coding region: 57-803 (248 amino acids)
Biological process (GO): vesicle fusion; endoplasmic reticulum to Golgi vesicle-mediated transport
Cellular component (GO): Golgi membrane; SNARE complex; cis-Golgi network
Molecular function (GO): SNAP receptor activity
Source: RefSeq, a predicted model, not a curated record